CGAGGGCGUCUCUCUGGGAAGCGAAGGACCCCCGCGGGAUUUCGUACAGCUGAGAAUGAGAACCUCCCGUCGCUUUGGCGCAGCGCUUUGCAGUUUCCAGAGCGCUUUCCCAGUUGCUCCGUUUCAUCCGCGCGGGGCGCCCGGUGAGGGAGCGGACGGCACGCAGUGCCCCCUGCGCUUGGAGGCCACCGAGGGGAUAACGCCUCUUUCUGUGUGGCCGGAGUCAUAGCACAGUCAGAGUCCCUUGACUCUCAGUUGGCUGCCUGGGAGAAAAAUACCUGUCAGUACAUUCAUUUGAUGGCCUCAGCUCAGUACCCUUGUAGGACCGUGUUUCUCCUCUUUUUCCGUUUUUCGUUACCUGACUCUUAAAAAGCCUUUUUACACGUCCCCAUCUCCUUUCCCCAUGAAAUUCCAGUACCUCAGAUACACUGUCGACCUGCUUAUGUGCUGUAUGUGUAUCUGUGCUUGAUGCAUAAAAAGUAACAUUGCGCCCCUUGGAGGCAGCAUCGCCCCGGUGGAGAAGCCUGUCCUAGGGCCAUGGUUCCCAGUUACCGGGUGGGUUAAGCGGAGCCACUGAGCAAUCUGGAUGCACCCACAGAUAUUGUCCGUGGUUAAAAAAAAAAGUCCUCACACAUAAUGGGUACAACUCUUUCUAAUUAAUGUUUGCAAGGGCUGCUGUGAAUACGGCCAUUUAAGCAGCUUCUGGAUUAAUAGUAGCUUAUUAUCGUUUGUCUUCUCCACCAAUUCUUGCUAAAAAUAUAGCCAUUUUCCUAUAGGGUGUUGCCAUUUUUAUGUUAAAAUAUUUGAAAAGAUGGGAAACCCUUGUUUCUAGGACACAGAGUUUCAGAAUGGCUUUUGGCUCUGCAGAUAGGCUUGAUUUCUGAUUCUUGUACCUCUUCUAAAGGGUUUUUAUUUGAUUAGGUCCAGUUGGUCUUUUCUUCCUACCGUAGCUUUUUUAGUAUGGAUAUAAUGGAAAUGGUAGAGUUGAAGGACUUCAAAACCACCUCUUGGAAUUGCCCCACAGUCUUGGAUUAUACCUUCCCUGGAUUAUACGGGAAUAUCUAUACAGGGAGUAUCUACUUCUGGCAAACUGAGAAAAAAAAUGUAAAAUUUCUUCAGAUCCUCCUUCGCCUUUCAGCAUUUCCUACUCAACUCUAAUCUCUAAUGGUGGAAUUUCAGAGGAAGAAACACUUGGAGAUGAUACUUGUAGAAGCUACCUGGGUUGCCAAAGGAUUUUUCUACAUUUCUAGACGGAAGAAAUGUGGAGUAGAAAAGAGAAAGUGGAGAUGGGUUAAGAAAAAUUAAUGGAGGAUGCAUGGGAGGGGAGCUAUAGAUUUCUGACAGUCGGUGACAUCAUUUUAACUAGGUACACUUUCUUUAGAAAAAGCUUUGGCAUAGCUUGCCCAAAUUGUUAUCCACUCCAUUUUCCACCUUAGUAGAACGCUACUUAAGAUUUGAUUGAAACUAUUGAGAAGCAUCCAGUUAUAACGCUAAUUAACUCUCAGAGUACGACAAGUAUUUUGAAACUUGCUGAGAGAAAUUUGAAGACCACUUCAAAUUUCUACCACGAAUCUUUGUAUCCUAAUAAAAUUUUUUUGAAUUCGGGUUCAUGCUACUUCACGGGAACAUUUUUUUCUACAAUGGCUCUUUAUAAUAUAAUAGCCAUUGUAGAAAAUAUUUAUAUUUAUAAAUAUAUAUUUAUAAUAUAAUUGCCAUUGUAUUGAAAAUUACAUGCUAAUAACGUUUACCUAUGUCUUUUAAGUGUUCUGGGUUUUUUCCUUUUCUGAGUAAUCCGAGUUAAUGGAAAUUGUAGGUGCAACCAUUUCAUGGUGUAGCGUGAAGUCAAAAAUCCCAAAACAUGUAUAAUUUGUCAACUUUAUGCUGCCCCCUGGUGAUGUCUUACUUCACAGCACCUCCCCAAACUAAAAUCUCCCUUUGAUAAAUUUUUUAGGGUAUUGAAAACUUAAAUCAAGUGUGGACGAGAUGCCAUUCUGCAUUCUUCAAACUGGGCCUUCUCUUGUUUUCAAAUACCCUGAGGCCUAACACCGGAGGAGGAUUAGCCCUUGAGGCUGAUCAGUCUAGAGGAACUGUGAAGAUCUGCCACAGAUCUCGCUUUCACUUGGAGCAUUAUUCUUGAACUUAACUGGCUUACAAGACUCACUUGGGAACACUUGCUUAAAAUCAGAUUCUGUGAGUCAUAAAUUCAGCUGAUUAGAAAAAAAAAUCGGAUUCUGGAGCCUCCUUUCAAACACCUUGAAAUCUAAUAUCAGGGGGUUGACUUGUGAUUUUUUUUAACCGCCCCAGGUGAUUCUUAUUGACAGGAAAGGGUGGGGGAAUCCUAGAGCUAUAAAUAGUACAGGUGCUGCUUCAGUGCCCUGCAGGUGAGUAAUGAGAGGGAAUUUUGUGAGUAAAGGAGCUUAGUAGCAACAGGAAAGUAUAAGAGCUGUAAAGCAGAAGUGGAACUGUGGGUUUAAGCUUGGUAUAUCACUUUCUUGCCGGACAUACCUGUUUGUUUCUAACGUGGCUGUAGUUGGCAUUCUAUCCCAUACCAAGAUACCUUUUGAGAUGAAGAAACUGAGACACAGAGGGAUUAAGUAGCCUGCUCAAGAUCACACAGCUAGUAAGGAACCGAGAUUCAAACUUGGGCAGUGUGAUUCAGAGACUUUAAAUUCAACGCUGGUGCCUCACUGCCUCACUGGCCACAAAUUCUAUUAAAGCAGAAGAAAUAGUGGUGAACCAUAAAAGAGAACCAGUUUCCUCUCUGUUCUGCAAUUUAGAGGAAAAAUUUUCAUCCAAGGACAGAUCAGGUACUGUUUUUCAACCCUACUCUCUUGACCAAGAAUGAAACUAUUUACAAAUUAAGAUGCCAACAGAUCACGAAGAGCCCUGUGGUCCCAGUCACAAGUCAUUUUGCCUGAAUGGGGGGCUUUGUUAUGUGAUACCUACUAUUCCCAGCCCAUUUUGUAGGUGCAUUGAAAACUAUACAGGAGCUCGUUGUGAAGAGGUUUUUCUUCCAAGCUCCAGCAUCCAAACUAAAAGUAACCUGUUUGAAGCUUUCGUGGCAUUGGCAGUGCUAGUAACACUUAUCAUUGGAGCCUUCUACUUCCUUUGCAGGAAAGGCCACUUUCAGAGAGCCAGUUCAGUCCAGUAUGAUAUCAACCUGGUAGAGACGAGCAGUACCAGUGCCCACCACAAACCGCACCAAGUAAAUGUUAAAGGAAGUCCUUCAGGCAAAAGGACAAUAUCAGAUGGAAAUAUGGAUUUACAUAAAGGGAGGAAGAGCACCGGAAAUGACAACUAUGUGGGUAAAUAUGAAAUGGAUGACCUGGAGCUGGGGGAUAAGGAGGAUGAUCCAGAUUCCAAUCCUGCUGACCCAGAGAGUGACUCCGCUGACCAGAGGACUGUCCCCAGCUGUAGAGAGGCUCAACUGCCACAGCAUCCUGGCUAUGCUCAGAGAGUUUUGAUUUUCCUUUCCUUUUCUCCAAGAAGAAAUUAUUUUCAGGAGAAUAUUCUGAUAGAUUUCAUCAUUGGACUUAAUAAACUUAAAAUUUCAAAAAAGUCCAUUGUAUUCCUAUAUAUCAGUGAUAAUUAGAUAUGGAAAUUUAAAAAAAUUAUUAAUGAUAGAAUCUCAAUGUAUUAAGUACAUAAGCAUAUAUCAGACAAAAAUAUGAAAGACCUAUCCAGUGAAAACUAAAAAAAAAAAUUGCUGAGAGAAAUGAAGACCUAAAUAAAUGGAGAGUUAUAUUUUGUUCAUAGAUUUGGAAGAUUCAAUAUUGUAAGAUGUCAGUUCUCAAAUUGACCUGUAUAGAUGCAGUGGUAUCCCAGACAAAAUCCCAACAGGUGUUUUUGUAAAAAUUGACAAGGUGGUUUUAAAAUUCCCAUGGAAAUGCAAAGGACCUAGAAUAGAGAAAAUAAUUUGAAAAAGAAGAACAAAGUUAGAAGCUUCAUACUGUCUGAUUUCCUGACUUACUAUAAAGCUACAAUAAUCAAGACAGUGUGGUAUUGGCAUCCAGAUAGACCACAAUUGAUUUUUGACAAAGCCGCCAAGGCAAUUCAGUACGGAAAGGAUAGUCAUUCCAACAGAUAAUACUGGAGCAGUUUGGAUAUUCACAUGCAAAAACAUGAAUUCAGACCCUUUACCAUGCACAAAAAAAACUCAAAAUGGGUCUAAAUAUAAGAGCUAAAACUAUAAAAACCUUAGAAGAAAACAUAAGAGAAAGUCUUUGUGACAUUGAAUUAGGCAAAGAUUUUUAGAUACAAUACAAAAAGCACAAUUGAUAAAAGAAAAAAUUUCAUAAAUUGGGCUUCAUGUAAAUUUAAAACUUUUGUGCUUCAAAGGACACCAUUCUAAAAAUGAAAAGGCAAGACACAAACUGGGACAAAAUAUUUGUAAACGGAUAUAAAGGAUGGAUAAAGGACAUGUCUAAAAUAUAUAAGGACCUGGCCGGGCGCGGUGGCUCACGCUUGUAAUCCCAGCACUUUGGGAGGCCGAGGCGGGUGGAUCAUGAGGUCAGGAGAUUGAGACCACGGUGAAACCCCGUCUCUACUAAAAAUACAAAAAAAUUAGCUGGGCGUGGUGGUGGGCGCCUGUAGUCCCAGCUACUCGGAGAGGCUGAGGCAGGAGAAUGGCAUGAACCCAGGAGGCGGAGCUUGCAGUGAGCCGAGAUUGCACCACUGCACUCCAGCCUGGGCGACAGAGCGAGACUCCGUCUCAAAAAAAAAAAAAAGAAAAAGAAUAUAUAAGGAACUUUUUCAACUCGAUAAUAAAAAGACAGCCCAAUUAAAGUUUGGGCAAGAUUUUUUUUUUUUUUUCUGUCACCCAGGCUGGAGUACAGUGGCAUGACCUCAGCAUACUGCAACCUCUGCUUCCUAGGUUCACUGGAUUCUUGUGUCUCAGCCUCCCAAGUAGCUGGGACUACACAUAUGUGCCACUACACCUGGCUAGUGUUUUGUAUUUUUUGGUAGAGACAGGGUUUGGUGUUGGCCAGGCUGGUCUCGAACUCCUGGCCUCAAGUGAUCCACCUGCCUCGGCCUCCCAAAGUGUUGGGAAUGGACACAUGAUCUUUUUUAGGGUAAUGGAUUUAUUCUACAAUGGGAUUGUGGUGGUGAUUGCACAAUUCUGUAAAUUUUAAAAUUCAUUGAAUUGUAUACUUUUUUUGUUUGAGACAGGGUCUCGCUCUGUUGCCCAAGGCUCUAGCAGUGCAGUGAUGUGAUCAUAGCUCACUGCAACCUUGAGCUCCUGCACUCAAGCAGUCCUCUUGCCUCAGCCUUCCAAGUAUUCGAGACUACAGGUGUGCACCACUAUGCCUGGCUAAUUUUUACUUUUUUUUUGUAGAGACAGGGUCUUGCUAUGUUGCCUAGGCUAGUCUCAAACUCCUGGUUUCAAGCAGUCUUCCUGCCUGGGCUCCCAAAGUGCUGGGAUUACAGGCAUGAGCCACUGUGCUCGGCUGAAUUACAUACUUUAAAAAGGUAAAUUUUGUAAGUUGUAGAUUAUACCUCAGUAAGUUGUUUUUAAAAGCCCGCUUUUCAAUAAGUGGUGCUGAGAAAACUGGAUAUCCACAUGCUAAGGAAUGAAGUUGGACCCUUACCUAUCACCAUGUACAAAAAUUAACUAGGGCCAGGCACAGUGACUCAUGCCUGUAAUCCCAGCACUUUGGGAAGCCCAGGUGGGCAGAUCACGAGGUCAGGAGUUCGAGACCAGCCUGGCCAGCAUGGUGAAAUCCCAUUUCUACUAAAAAUACAAAAAAUUAUCUGGGCAUGGUGGCACGUGCCUGUAGUCCCAGCUACUCAGGAGGCUGAGGCAGGAGAAUUGCUCGAACCCGGCAGGUGGAGGAUGAAGUGAGCCAAGAUCACGAGAUUCCAUCUCAAAAAAUAAAUAAAUAAAAUGGAUCAAAGACCUAAACGUAAGAGCUAAAAUUACUAAGAGAAGAAAACAUAGGGGGAAUGCUUCAUGAAAUUGGAUUUGGCAAUGAUUGCUUUUAUAUAACACCAAAAGUACAGGCAGCCAAAGAAAAGUUAGACAAAUUGGACAUCAAAAUGUAAAAUUUUGGUACAUCAAAAGACACUAUCAGCAGAGUGAAAAGGCAAUCCAUAGAACUGGAGAAAAGGUUCGCAAAUCAUGUAUCUGGUAAGGAUUUGAUAUCCAGAAUAUAUAAAGAACUUCUAAAACUCAACUACAAGUAAAAGAACCUAAUUCAAAAAUGGGCAAAGAAUUUGAAUAGACAUUUCUCUGAAGAAGAUACACAGAUGGCCAAUAAGCACAUGAAAAAAGAUACUCAACGUCACAAAUUAUCGGGGAAAUGCAGAUCAAAACCACAAUGAGGUACCACUUCCAUCCUUUAGGAUGGUAACUACUAUUAAUACAAACAAAAAACCAGAAACCAUGUGUUGGUGAGAACACGUAGAAAUUGGAAUGCUUGUGCAUUGUUGGUGGGAAUGUCAAAUGGUGUGACCACUUUAAGAAAACAAUAUGGCUAGUCCUCAAAAAAAAAAUUAAACAUAGAAUUUCCAUAUUAUCUAGCAAUUCCACUCCUGGGUAUACAUCUAAAAGAAAUGAAAGAAUGGACUCAAACAGAUAUUUGUAUACCUACACUCAUAGUGUUAAUGGCUGUUGUGAGACCUUGGUUCUUGUCUUUUCAGUUUAAAAGAGUUUAAACAAGAGACACAGAACAGAGAUGCAGCAUAUAGCAAAGUUAUUGCAAAGGAGAAAGAAUAUUUUGAAAGUUAGGUGCAGAAUAGACAGGACACCCUGAGAGAGGAUUCAGGGCAGGCUGCUCAUAGGGAUGAGGCAGCGAAGACUGGCACUAGGGAGAGUCCCUUUCUGGGAGUCUUAGAUUAUUACUCAUGAGGAGGUGGGAAGAGCUGUUACUAGUAAGCAUGUUUUGGCUGGUCCUCUGGGUGCACAUGCCAGUAGCUGUACGUGUUUGUUCACACAUCACAUAUCUCAUUAGCAUCUGCAAUCUCUCCUCAGGGAAGUGUUUUUUACAAUUAUAAUGAGCAGUGGGUCAGUCUGAGGACAAGUAAAAUCAAAAUGUACAUGCU
Molecule: messenger RNA, 7041 nt
Organism: Symphalangus syndactylus (siamang)
Lineage: Eukaryota; Metazoa; Chordata; Mammalia; Primates; Hylobatidae
Gene: NRG4
Product: neuregulin 4
Biological process (GO): epidermal growth factor receptor signaling pathway; positive regulation of mitotic nuclear division; positive regulation of cell population proliferation
Molecular function (GO): growth factor activity; epidermal growth factor receptor binding
Source: RefSeq, a predicted model, not a curated record